AUGAAACGCUCGUUAAAUUCUACCAAAGAAGAAAACAAAAAUUCAUCUUUAGUUACUCUUGAUGGUUAUGUUGUAAAUGUUGGCAUAAUAACAAAAAAUAAUAAUAAUGAAAAUCAUCAUUAUUCAUUCCUUUUAUCACUAAUGGAUCAAAGUACUGUUCGAAUAACAAAAUUUUUAUCGAAAAUUGCAUCGUGUGCAUUGCACAAACGUUUACAAGAAUCAAUGCUUGGUGGAUGUGGAGCUUCUAUUACUGCCUUACGAGAACAAAACGAUCAAUACUUAUGUACCUUUGCAACAAAAUUAAUUGAUAAAGAAUUAACAUUUCGUCCUAUUUGUGUUCGUGUACAAUCGAUUGAAAAUUUAAAGAAUAAUAUCUUUGAAGGAUUAUGUACAAUUGAAGUUAAAAUUUGUGAAAUCGGAAAUGAUAUACUCUGUACUUUUGAAGAAUCAGAUUUUAAAAAAGUACAAAAAUUUAAAAGAAUAGCUAUAGUUGGUGAUGCAACAGGUGCUCUUGAAAUUACUUUAUGGGAAUCUCAGUUUAACAAAAUCGAAUUAGGAAACUGUUAUCAAAUUAAACUUGUGAAAAGUCGUUUAAUUAACUUUGAAUUAUCAUUCUCAGCAAAUGCAGAUACAUCGUUUAUAAAGAUUGACGAUCUGGGCAUUGUUGAAACAAAUGUUGAUUCUACUAUAAAAAACUUACGUAGUUGCUACGGUCGAAUUGUAAAUUUAUCCAAAAAUCAACUGGAAUAUGCAUGUCAAGCAUGUGGAAAGCCUGAUGUUAUAGAAGAGACAUACUGCAUAGUAUGCAAUAUUUGUCAAUGUCGAAUACCGAAAUAUAAUAUUGAAAAAGAUCAAUUAUUCAAAAUUACAAUAACAACAGAUAAUCGACACGAAUAUAAUUUGUUUGUAUCGGAAAUAAUUUUGAUACCAGUUUUAACUUGCAUUAAUGAAUCAUAUACUAAUAUUAACCAUCUUAUAAAUGAAGAACAUUUUAUUAAUGCAUUAGGAAAUGUAAUUGUAGAAUUCAAAUUUGAUCAAAAUACAGGAAUAAUUUCAGAAUUGAAAAUUUUCAAAAAAGUUGACUCUUUGGAUAAAGGUAAAAUAAAAUUCAAUUAA
Rotaria sp. Silwood2 is the source of this 1116-nucleotide messenger RNA. Lineage: Eukaryota; Metazoa; Rotifera; Eurotatoria; Philodinida; Philodinidae. The record is from the annotation of a GenBank genome assembly.